AUGAAACAACCGGAAGCCAUCAGCACCAGAACUCUCGUUUUAUUGAUUACAUUUUUCGUUUGCGUUCACAAACAACGACAAACAAGCGCUGAGGUGGUCGCCACCGAAAAAGGAAAAUUUCUACAACAACAGCAACAGCAGCAGCUAACAGCGAAACAAAAACACACAACAAAACAGCAAGUAUUGCUACAAUCACAGCAGCUGCAAAUACAGCCACAAAAGUCUUCGACGAGACAGCUACAACCGCAGCUACAGCAACUACUGCCACAGUCACAACAGCCACUACUACAACAACAGCAAUCGCAACAACAGCAACUUCAACAAAAGAUAAAACCACAAAAAGUUUAUCGUGUGCAUAAGUAUCUUAAAGAGCAUCCUUUAUAUCAACACCAAAGACAUCUACAAAAACAUCAACAAAAGCAACAACAAAAAGAACAACAUCAACAGCUUUAUAAUGAUCUACAACAAUUGCAACAACAAUACAGCCAAUAUGAAGAAAAAACAAAACAACUCAUUAGCGAUUUGCAACAACAUCAACAGACUUUUCAACAAUUACAACCACAACAACAACAACAACAAAAUUUUCCACAUCAGCAACAAAAAUCUCAGAACUCAUCUCUGCAUGACACCAUAAAAUACCUACACUUCGCUAAGCAUAACAUCACAAAUCAAUUGCUAAACCAACCGUCACAACAUCAACAUCAACCUCAAUAUCAACAACAACAACAACAAGAUCAACAGCAGCAACAGCAACAAGAUCAACAACCACAACAUCAGUUACAACAACACUAUAACAGCAAAAAACACAAAAUCCCAUUUCGAAACAACAAAACAAAACACCCAAGAUCUCAAAAAAGAAGGAAACACAAAUCAACAACAACAACGACAUCAACAACAACAUCAACAACAACACCAACAACAACAUUAUCUUUUUUGUUGCCAACAAAACCAACCACGCCACUACCAACAACGACAACGUCAGAAUCACCACCACAACAACAACAACAACAACCACAACACCCAACGUUAAAUUGUCCGCCCUGCAACCAAAUACACUGCCCCAUAAAAAACCCUGCAAAUUUAAAAUGCAGAGGCGGCCACACAACCGGCGUCUGUGGCUGUUGUCGCGUCUGUUCCAAACUAGCUGGAGAAAGAUGUGGCGGAAUUUGGAAUUACUUGGGCUCGUGUGACAUUGGUCUGGUAUGCUUCAAUGAGUCACUCACUAAUGACGUAACCUCGUGGAAUGAUGAUGACCCGAUGACGUCAGAGGUACAACGUCAUAAUUAUUUGUACACCCACGUGUACAAUGACGUCAGUGUCAACAAAGAUUACAACAGAAUAUAUGCGGAUGGCUAUACUGGUAGCAAGAAAAAUAGCAACAGAAACACGGCGAACGUAAAAAAUGACUUCGAUAAAUACAGAAAUAAAAUCGAUGGAAUGUUCCCUUUAUCUCCAUCUGAAAAUGACGUCACAAAAAGACUUAAAUAUGAAAAGACUUUUAAUAAAAAACAAAAUAUUGAAAACCGAACCAAAUACCGAGCGCACCGAUAUAAGUAUAAUCGAUUGGAUGACGACGAUGACGACGAAGAAGAUGACGAUGAUGACGAUGACAUCGACAACAAAAACAAAUACAAAAAUAAAUACGUCUUCCAAAAUUUGAUACCGAAUGACAACGGUGAACUACCGAUAUUGAGAACAGAACCGAAUCUUACGAUAUACCGAUCGAGUAGUAGCGGUAAAUUGACGGCAUUUCACAGCACAUCGGAUGCCUCGAGACCAGAGGGUCACUGCAUCCCAGUUCAUCAACUCGCAGAUAGCGCGCACGUUCCCCGCCACAGAUGUGCUCCCAGAUGUUCUAGAAAGUUCUGCCAAGAUCACCCGGAAGAUGUCUGCUCGGCCGCUGGCGACAAUGACUUCGCCUGCUACAAACGCUUCGGAAAGUGCAUAAGUGAACUAAUGUAUGAAGCAUCUCCAAGAAGAUGCAAAAACUACUCUGAUAAUGACGACGAAGAUGAAGUAAGCAACGGCCGUCAAUCACGAGAUACUAGCAAAUACUAUAGCGAUAAGUUCGAAAGGAACAAGUACCUAUUCAGAUGCUGGCUACCUCAAAAAUCCAUCUAGUGCUAGUCAACUCGAUAAAGGAUCUACAUUUAUUUGAUAUUUUAAACUGUAGUUCUAGAUUUUAAUUAGUUUUAAUUCAUUAAAUUUUUUUCUCCUCUUAAAACUUCACAUCUAGUAUUUUACGGUUGUUUUAGACACUUUUAUUUGAUAGCAUUGUCUCGAGAUAAUUAUUGAUACCAACUUAUAUAGAAGAAAUCAUAUUCGCGAACACACACACACAAAUACUUUUUUGAGAUUUUUAAAACGUUGAUAGUUCAUUUUAUCUGGUAUUCUUCAACAAUAUCUUUUGUAUAAAUUUACCAGUUAUAACAAAUGAAACGAAUAGGGA
Molecule: messenger RNA, 2449 nt
Organism: Helobdella robusta
Lineage: Eukaryota; Metazoa; Annelida; Clitellata; Rhynchobdellida; Glossiphoniidae
Exons: 5
Coding region: 1-2121 (706 amino acids)
Biological process (GO): regulation of signal transduction; regulation of cell growth
Cellular component (GO): extracellular region
Molecular function (GO): insulin-like growth factor binding
Source: RefSeq, a predicted model, not a curated record